Messenger RNA from Peromyscus eremicus (cactus mouse), 1002 nucleotides. It is a transcript of the gene Tlx1, whose product is annotated as T cell leukemia homeobox 1. Gene Ontology annotation, molecular function: RNA polymerase II cis-regulatory region sequence-specific DNA binding; DNA-binding transcription factor activity, RNA polymerase II-specific. Bases 1 to 1002 code for a protein of 333 amino acids. The transcript has 3 exons. The record is from RefSeq and is a predicted model, not a curated record. Gene Ontology annotation, biological process: regulation of transcription by RNA polymerase II; animal organ development. NCBI's taxonomy places the organism in Eukaryota, Metazoa, Chordata, Mammalia, Rodentia, Cricetidae. Gene Ontology annotation, cellular component: nucleus.
AUGGAGCACCUGGGUCCCCACCAUCUCCACCCGGGCCACGCGGAGCCCAUCAGCUUCGGCAUCGAUCAGAUCCUCAACAGCCCGGACCAGGGUGGCUGCAUGGGGCCCGCUUCGCGCCUCCAGGACGGAGAAUACGGCCUUGGCUGUUUGGUUGGAGGCGCCUACACUUAUGGUGGCGGGGGUUCCGCCGCUGGGGCGGGGGCCGGGGCCACAGGAGCUUACGGCGCCGGUGGCCCGGGCGGUCCCGGCGGCCCGGCGGGCGGCGGCGGCGGUGCCUGCAGCAUGGGCCCACUGGCCGGCUCCUACAACGUGAACAUGGCCUUGGCGGGAGGCCCUGGUCCGGGCGGCGGCGGCGGCAGCGGGGGCGCUGGCGGCGCGGGGGCGCUGAGCGCUGCCGGGGUGAUCCGGGUGCCCGCGCACAGGCCGCUGGCCGGAGCGGUGGCCCACCCCCAGCCCCUGGCCACUGGCUUGCCUACUGUGCCCUCUGUGCCUGCGGUGCCGGGUGUCAACAACCUCACUGGCCUCACCUUCCCCUGGAUGGAGAGUAACCGCAGAUACACAAAGGACAGGUUCACAGGUCACCCCUAUCAGAACCGGACGCCCCCUAAGAAGAAGAAGCCGCGCACAUCCUUCACGCGCCUGCAGAUCUGUGAGCUGGAAAAGCGCUUCCACCGCCAGAAGUACUUGGCUUCGGCGGAGCGCGCCGCUCUGGCCAAGGCGCUCAAAAUGACCGAUGCGCAGGUCAAAACCUGGUUCCAGAACCGGCGGACGAAAUGGAGGCGGCAGACAGCAGAGGAGCGUGAGGCCGAGAGGCAGCAGGCGAACCGCAUCCUCUUGCAGCUGCAGCAGGAGGCUUUCCAGAAGAGCCUGGCGCAGCCCUUGCCCGCAGACCCACUGUGCGUCCACAACUCGUCGCUCUUUGCCCUGCAGAACCUGCAGCCGUGGUCUGACGACUCCACCAAAAUUACCAGCGUCACGUCGGUGGCUUCGGCCUGCGAGUGA